Messenger RNA from Acanthosepion pharaonis, 474 nucleotides. The record is from the annotation of a GenBank genome assembly. NCBI's taxonomy places the organism in Eukaryota, Metazoa, Mollusca, Cephalopoda, Sepiida, Sepiidae.
AUGUUUAUCUAUCUUUCUAUCUAUCUAUCUAUCUAUCUAUCUCUGCAUGUUUAUCUAUCUAUCUAUCUAUCUAUCUCUGCAUUUAUCAAAGGUAGUGAUGAGAAUAUCCUUAGAUUAAUAAACAAUAUUGACGGCCCAAAAUAUACUAAUCUAUCUAUCUCUGCAUGUUUAUCUAUCUUUCUAUCUAUCUAUCUAUCUCUGCAUGUUUAUCUAUCUAUCUAUCUAUCUGUCUCUGCAUUUAUCAAAGGUAGUGAUGAGAAUAUCCUUAGAUUAAUAAACAAUAUUGAGGGCCCAAAAUAUACUAAUCUAUCUCUGCAUGUUUAUCUAUCUAUCUAUCUAUCUGCAUGUUUAGCUAUCUAUCUAUCUCUGCAUGUUUAUCUAUCUAUCUAUAUGUCUAUCUCUCUAUCUAUCUCUGUAUGUCUAUCUAUCUAUAUUUGUGGGAUUUCUUCUUUUCUUUGUGUUGAUUUUAUUUAA